This is a messenger RNA of Colletotrichum godetiae, 967 nucleotides long. RefSeq lists its product as uncharacterized. Gene Ontology annotation, biological process: negative regulation of transcription by RNA polymerase II. Bases 118 to 882 code for a protein of 254 amino acids. Gene Ontology annotation, molecular function: transcription corepressor activity. NCBI's taxonomy places the organism in Eukaryota, Fungi, Ascomycota, Sordariomycetes, Glomerellales, Glomerellaceae. The record is from RefSeq and is a predicted model, not a curated record. Gene Ontology annotation, cellular component: chromatin; Sin3-type complex. The transcript is spliced from 2 exons.
CCCCCUCAGACUCUUCAGGGCGCAACUGAGGACAACCCCUCUCUAUCUUACCUCCUCUCUACCCUCUAUGCCAACGCGUCGCUAACAGUCGAGUGGAAGAGGACGAUCGAUCUCAGGAUGAUGAGCGGGAAACCCGCUGAAGAGGUAGACGCCUACGAGCGCGAGGCCGAAAAUCGUCGUCGCCUCCAAGACGAAGAAAUGGAACGACGCGAACAAGAACAAGCCGAGAGACGUCGCCGAGACGGCUACCCCCCCGGCCCUCCCCAUCACAGCAAUGCUGGCUCUAUUCCCAUACACCAGCCCGUCGCAUCUCGCGCGAUGGGCGCAAUCCACAGCCCGGGCGGCCUGCUCGCGAACCACGGCUCAGGCUCGUCAGGGCCUCCCAUGCCACUCGGCGCCCCCUCGGGGCCUGGCGCGAACUUCGGCGGCCCCCUUCAACCCGACAACAGUAGACCUCCGCCACACGGGGGCCCGAACAACCCAAAUACCCAGCACCAGAUGUUCGCGCCGAUCCCGCACACGACCGUCCCCCCCAGUAACUCCCUAGGCGCUGCCAGCGGUGGUCCACCUGUCUUCGGAGGACCGCUGCAGCAGCGCGAGGGCCAACCUCCGAUGCAACAAGGGCCUCCGUUCGGUGGCAGUGGUGGAAAUAGUGGCGGCGCUGCUCCCGGCGUCGCUGGCGGUCAAAGUCAAGGGCCGCCUGGUCAGCAAGGCCAAGGUGGCAUUGCCCAAGGCCAACAACCCAUCUUGAACGAUGCCUUGACGUAUCUUGACCAGGUCAAGGUACAGUUCCACGACCAGCCAGACGUGUACAAUCGGUUCCUCGACAUUAUGAAAGACUUCAAAAGCCAGGCGUAUGUGAUUGAUCCGUUGUUCAGGUGACACAACUGACCAGAGCAGCAUUGACACUCCCGGGGUCAUCAACCGCGUCUCGGAGCUUUUCGCUGGUCAUCCGAACUUAAUUCAG